AUGGACUGGAACGAAGAGAAGUCGAACGCGCUUUGGAGUAUCAUCUCCGAUAACUCACGCUCGGGUGGAAAUAUCAACUGCAGGGAACGAGCUGUAAGAGCCGCAUGUUGCCUUGUCGAUGGACGACCUCAGUGUGUACUAACACUGUGUGCUUAUAGAGCUUCACAAUUCGAGGUGACCGUCGAUUUCCUUAUUCAGAUGGCAAACUACCUCACAGAUCGCCAUGCAAGCCAAAUCCGCGCUCAGAUGCUCAAGGCAGCCACAGGUAGAGGUUCUGCUGCUCCUUCACCCAUCCCCGGCGCCGAGCCUUCUUCCCACACCACCCAUUAUCCUCAGAUAUCGGAGCCCCUGAGACGCACUGGUUCGGCCAGUGGCAGAGCUCCUUCUUCUCUUUCUAUGCGCAAUGAUCGCAAAGAUACUCCGUCUGCUCCUCUCCCAAGACAGGACGCAGAGUAUGCCACCACCGUCGGAGCCGGCCCUUCUGCAGCCAAGCCCACCACCAUCCCUCUCCGCCCUGCCGUCUCGCGCAACUCAUCCGCCGGCACUACUAUCCCAACCCAGACCCAGCUCGGCAUCAGACCAGCCCCUUCUGUCACCUCCACCCGAUCUACAGGUCGUUACAUGUCUUCUUUCUCGUAUCAACAGCGCGAAGGAACAGAUCAAGAUGACACCUCCACCUUCGGCGCCGCCCAGCCUUCUGUCUCCGCCAGCCCAGCUGCCUCAGAAAGCGAAGAGGAAUCGGACUCUGACGACUCCCCCGUCCAGAGCCGUAUCAUUCGACGUCCGCCCCGAUUCUCCGUUUACGGCGACCACCGCGCUGGAUUUGACGGCCUUGCCGAAGAAGACGAGGAUGAACCCGAGCCUGCGUUCUUACCGCCCCCACAUCAACAACAGAUGGAUUUGGGCGCUACACUGAGAGGUGCCCCUGUUGGUGUCACCGGCGGUGGCGAGUUCAGCCAAACAUCCGACUCAUCAGCUAGUUCAGCGGCUAUCGUUCACCGUCCUGGAACUGCCCUGGCAGCCGGUGGGGGUAGAUACCCUGUUGCCGGUCAAGAUCACAUUCAUGGGACACUAUCCCCGAGAAGCAGAACGGCCGAGCUGAGAGAGAAAGGAAAGGGGGUUUCCCGUGAGGGCAGCGACGGCACGGGCACUCCCAGCAUGGGGAGCAGUUUUAGUGAUCUUGAUGGUGAGUUUUUACAUGAUGCCUACCUACCCUUUCUUUCAGCCGGUACCAAUCGUGCGUGUGUGUGCAAUAGACGCUUCAGUCACCCAGUCAGCCCUGGAAGAAGCCCUCGCGAGCCGAAUGCAAGACGGCACCAUCGGGAGCAGGAUGAGCGUCAUCGGGCAUGCGAUCAAGAGUCGGUAUUUGCCCAAAAGCCCAAAGUCGCCCGAGGGGAAGCGUUGAGAGUGGGAGAGUUUGUAUGA
Messenger RNA from Podospora anserina S mat+, 1425 nucleotides. RefSeq lists its product as uncharacterized. Gene Ontology annotation, biological process: autophagosome assembly. The record is from RefSeq and is a predicted model, not a curated record. Lineage: Eukaryota; Fungi; Ascomycota; Sordariomycetes; Sordariales; Podosporaceae. Gene Ontology annotation, cellular component: phagophore assembly site. Bases 1 to 1425 code for a protein of 474 amino acids. The transcript is spliced from 2 exons.